UCACAGAAUGCAUCUCCUGACGCUGUUCUUUGGGGUUGUGCUUCUCCCUAAAGCCUACACCUUGAAAUGUUAUGAGUGUGUACCGGGAAUCUCAGGAACCUGCACAGAUACAUCAAAAGAAUGCCCUUUGCGGGGUCAACAGUGUGGGGUGAUUAAAGUCACUUCAUAUGCAGUUGGUUCAAAAAUUCUUGAUGUCAACUCAAAAAGCUGUGCUUUGGCUGAAGAGUGUGUUGAGGCCUCAAUCAACUUUGGAAUCGCCAACACCGUAAUAACUAGCAAGUGUUGCACCUCCGAUCUCUGCAACAACCAACCUGCCCCUGAACCCAGCAAAUCCAAUCCAAAUGGUAAAAUGUGCUUCUCCUGCGAUGGACAACAGUGCACCAACACUCUAAACUGUGAGAGGAAUGAGGACUACUGCAUCUCAUCAAAGGUGAAUGCAGGAGGUCAAACAGUGACCAUGAAGGGCUGUGCCUCCAAGACGAUUUGCUCAAAGCAAACCACACAGACUGCAGGAGCCCUUGGAACAGAAAUUAGCUGCUGUCGGGGGAACUUCUGCAACAGCGCCAGCAGCACAAGUGCUGGCCUUCUGCUCCUGGUGGCACCGCUGGUCUCUUUGGUCAUGCUCUCCUAACUGGUGGAGACGGCAGCAUCACCACUCAGCUUUUCUCUCAUCUUUGCAUGGCCUCAUACUGCUGCUCACACCCCGGUCCCAAUCCUUUCAAGUUUAAGUGUAAAAAUACAAUUUAAUAGAGGUUUCAACUUGUCUCUAGCCUCAUACAAUUUCUAGCCAGCAUUUGUUUUAUUUUAUUUUUUAUUUUUUGCAUGUUUUCUAUGAUAAGUGUUUUGCAUAGAGUGAGUUACAGCUUAUCCUGUUAUUUUAUUCUUAGAACAAGUACAAAAAUAAAUGCUUAUGUUGAUGCACAGUUUUUCUUCUGGGUGUUAUCCUGACG
This is a messenger RNA of Perca fluviatilis (European perch), 950 nucleotides long. Its product is annotated as urokinase plasminogen activator surface receptor-like. Bases 8 to 631 code for a protein of 207 amino acids. The transcript is spliced from 5 exons. Lineage: Eukaryota; Metazoa; Chordata; Actinopteri; Perciformes; Percidae. The record is from RefSeq and is a predicted model, not a curated record.